UUCAGAGCCCCCUCCUUGAGUCCUGGAAGCCCCUGCAGAAGUUUCAUGUGCUGCUAGCUGCUCAGUUUCCUCUCCAUCGUUGGACCGUCUGCAGGCUCUGGACUGGAUCCCUCUCACCUGUCAGGAUGUUCAUGCAUUUGGAGGCUUUCUAUUACAUCUUCAUUCUCCUGGCUAACAUGAGGUCCUGCUACUGCUGGUCAGUGAAUAAUUUCCUGAUGACUGGACCCAAGGCGUACCUGAUCUACUCCAGCAGUGUGGCGGCAGGCGCUCAGAGCGGCAUCGAGGAGUGCAAAUACCAGUUUGAAUGGGACCGCUGGAACUGCCCCGAGAGAGCUCUGCAGCUGUCCACGCACAGCAGCCUGCGCAGCGCUAAUCGGGAGACAGCGUUCGUUCACGCCAUCAGCUCAGCUGGGGUCAUGUACACUUUAACCAGGAACUGCAGCCUCGGAGACUUCGACAACUGCGGCUGCGACGACAGCCGCAACGGACAGCGAGGUGGUCACGGUUGGCUCUGGGGCGGCUGCAGUGACAACGUCGGCUUCGGCGAGGCCAUUUCCAAACAGUUUGUCGACGCUUUGGAGACGGGGCAGGAUGCAAGGGCGGCCAUGAAUCUUCAUAAUAACGAAGCCGGCCGUAAGGCUGUUAAAGGAACCAUGCAGAGGACAUGCAAGUGCCACGGCGUCUCAGGAAGCUGCACCACUCAGACCUGCUGGCUGCAGCUGCCCGAGUUCAGGGAGGUGGGGAUCUACCUGAAGGAGAAAUACCACCGUGCUCUAAAGGUGGACCUCCUCCGAGGGGCGGGGAACAGCGCGGCCAGCCGGGGGGCCAUCGCCGAGACUUUUAGCUCCAUCUCUCGUAAGGAGUUGGUCCACCUCGAGGACUCCCCCGACUACUGCCUGGAAAACCGCACCCUGGGCUUGCCGGGCACAGAGGGCCGGGAAUGUCUCAAGAAGGGGAAGAACUUGAACAAAUGGGAGAAGCGGAGCUGCAAGAGGCUGUGUGGGGAGUGCGGGCUGGCGGUGGAGGAGCGCAAAGCCGAGAUGGUGUCCAGCUGUAAUUGCAAAUUUCAUUGGUGCUGCGCGGUGAAGUGCGAGCAGUGCAGAAAGACAGUGACCAAGUACUUUUGUGUGAAGAAAGGGGGUCAGAGGGGAAGGAACGAGAGCGCCGGAAGCCGCCGGAAGAACCUCAGAUUGAGGAAGAAGCACUGAUCAUCUUCCCCUUCAACUUCUGUCGUCAAACAUGUACCAAUGCAGUCACCCACACUCUCGGGGGAAUGCUCAGAUAGUCUGCUAUCGGACUAAAACUUAGCAGAAAAUACAAGUUCCGACCACCGUCUCUGUCAGUUUUGUGUAAAUGGUUGGAGACAGCUAGAUGUGCACAGCCACAUGACAGCAAAGAUGAGGAGUGGAGGUCUUAAAACUUUGUAGAUUUUUUUUUGGUAUAUAUGUAUUUAAGAUAUAUUUUUAUACUUUAUACAACAUUUGGAAAAGUCACAGCGCAUUAAAAAAAUAGUUUUUCUCAGUCUUCAAAAAUUCCCACAAAUCCAUUUAUUUAUUUUUUACACAAAAAAAGGACUAUUGAGCUUUAGCAUAGUUAGCUUUUAAACUGACAACUGCCAGUCGAUCAGUAAUCAUUGUGUAUUUCGACUUAACUGCCAAGGUUUGAAUUUGUGAAGGAACAUUUUGGAUUUUUUUUUCAAGGACAGUCUGCCCUCCCAUCAUCCGUCUCGCCCUGACCCCUGCUGCCCCCCUUGUUGUAUUUAAUUGUAUAUUAAAUGAAGCACUUUGUACUGUACAUUGUUAAUUUAUUUUCGCAGCGUUUAAUAGUUUUUCUUUGUUGUUAGUCGCCCCUUUGUGGUAUGUUUUCUGUUCAAAAUGUAUUGGAAGAAAAAUAAAUCCCUCAGUGUUACGUAUCAUUCAGCCUGUAGAAAGUCUUCAUCCUCCUUUAACACACUCUUUGUGACAUUAAUGCCUCGUGGUUUGCGG
This is a messenger RNA of Labrus bergylta (ballan wrasse), 1985 nucleotides long. It is a transcript of the gene wnt8b, whose product is annotated as wingless-type MMTV integration site family, member 8b. Gene Ontology annotation, molecular function: cytokine activity; frizzled binding. NCBI's taxonomy places the organism in Eukaryota, Metazoa, Chordata, Actinopteri, Labriformes, Labridae. The record is from RefSeq and is a predicted model, not a curated record. Gene Ontology annotation, biological process: canonical Wnt signaling pathway; cell fate commitment; multicellular organism development. Gene Ontology annotation, cellular component: extracellular region.